Messenger RNA from Lutzomyia longipalpis, 432 nucleotides. It is a transcript of the gene Cpr62Ba, whose product is annotated as cuticle protein 19. The record is from RefSeq and is a predicted model, not a curated record. The transcript is spliced from 2 exons. The coding region runs from base 1 to 432 and encodes 143 amino acids. Gene Ontology annotation, cellular component: extracellular matrix. Lineage: Eukaryota; Metazoa; Arthropoda; Insecta; Diptera; Psychodidae.
AUGCAAUUUCAGAUCAUAUUCCGGUACCUGGUGACAUUUCUACUGUUUCGCCUGACAUUUCAGCAAUUCGUUGAAUUCUAUGCAGACUACAAGAAUUACCACCAUGACGAUGAGGUGAAAUACUCAUUCCGGUACUUCAUCGACAAUCCAGAGGAUGGCCUCGUGAUGGACCAUUGGGAGGGACGCCGAGGUGAUCAAGUGUCAGGACGCUAUGCUCUUCUCGAGCCCGGUGGCGUCAUACGGACCGUGAGGUACGAAGUGAGUGGAAAUAGUGGCUUCAGGACGGCCAUCCAAACUCGUACACCAGCCUCCAACCAGUACCAAUUUAUCUAUACGCGAUCUCCCGAGCAGAAGCAACCAUCACAGCCUUUCCAGCACACACAACCAGUGGCGCUCAUCCAGCAGCCUCCUCUCCAAUUUUUCCCCAAAUAA